This is a messenger RNA of Pipra filicauda (Wire-tailed manakin), 2187 nucleotides long. It is a transcript of the gene KIZ, whose product is annotated as kizuna centrosomal protein. The transcript has 13 exons. Bases 192 to 2042 code for a protein of 616 amino acids. Gene Ontology annotation, biological process: spindle organization. Lineage: Eukaryota; Metazoa; Chordata; Aves; Passeriformes; Pipridae. The record is from RefSeq and is a predicted model, not a curated record. Gene Ontology annotation, cellular component: centrosome.
ACCGGGAUCGGACAGAGCUGGAACGGGCACUGUACAUCCCGACAGUCCCCGAACCUGCGCCGGCUCCCCUGCUCCAGCAACACUCUCUGACCGGUUCGAAACCACCCAGGGCUUCAAAAAAUGCCAUGAAAGCUUUAAAAACGCCAUAAAAGCUUAAACACGCCCCAAGGGGCUUUAAAGCGCCCGUCUCCAUGGCAACCUCGGGGGCGGCACUUCCGGCGUCUCGCGCGGGGCACGGCGGGAGCGGCACGUGGGCACCGGCGGAAACGGACCGGCAACACCGGGAACACCGGGAACACCGGGAGCACCGGGAACACCGGCAACACCGGCUACCACCGGCACCCUGGAGCGCUGGGGCCGCCGGCGGGACCGCCAGCCCCGGCACCGGCUCCCGGCACCACCGGGCACCGCCCGCGCUGGCACCACCGGCCGUCCCCGGGACCGACCCACCGGCACCGCCGGGCACCGGGACCCCCGGGACCUCUGGGACCCCCGGGACCCCCGGGACCCCCGGCUCCGCAGCCUCCGCGACAGCUUCCCUUUGGAAUGGCUUUAGUGAAGCCAAAAGGCUGGAAUUAGAAAGGCAGCUGAUGGAAUACACAAUGGCUGAUCCAUACCUGAUGCAGGUGAAGUCCCUGGAGCUGCAGAAGCACCUGGCAGCAGUAUCCGAGCGGCAGCAGUGGGCGCUGCGGCGGAACCAGUCCUACCGCCGGGAAUUCCGCCGGCUGCAGGAGCACAUGGACACCACAGGUUUGGAGAUGAUCCGCAAGAUGGAAGCAUGGUAUGGAAGGGAAAUUAAAAGCCUGUUAUCCCUUCAAGAGGGCAGCUUGUCAGCAGGAGGUGACAAGGAGGAAGGAUCCAGCGAGCAGAACACUCUGAUGACAACCAGAGCGAUGGGGUUUGUCCCUGGAGGAUGGUGGGAGCCUGCCCUCCAAACCAGGCGAGGACUGAAGGUGCCACAGGCUGGAGGACGGGCAGGAAUUGGCACCGAGGCAGCCGUGCCAAGAGAACGGUUCCAUCCAGCCACAGCCUUCCUGGGCUGCCCCACCCCAGCUGUCUCGGCCCCGGGAGGUUUGGGAACGCAGCAGGAGCCCCCCCAGCCCCCAUUCCCUGAGGGAUGUGGUGCCCAGAGCCGGAGCAGCGCUGCUGGAGAGACCGAGGGGUCCCUGGAGGGAGCACACGGGGACCUGGCUGCCAGCGAGGAAGGCUCUGAGCAGCUCCUCUCCUCAGCUCCUGACCCCACACCAGCCACCCCCGAGGAGGGACAGCUGCAGGGAGGUGUUCCAGGAUCAAAGUCUGUGCUGAGUAACUGGUGGGCUGGCCCGGAGGAGAGCAGUGCAGAGCUCCUGGUGUCCAGCAGUGCCGAGGAGGGGGCGACCCCCGGCACUGCCAGCGUGGAGCAGGAGCCGGACGGGGAUGCCCAGGCUGGGGAGGGCUCCCCACUGCCCCCACUGAGCCCUACCCUGGCACAGCAGGAGCCCUGGGACAGCUCAGCACCACACAGGGACACGGUUGUGCUGCAGAGUCACCUGAGCCACCAUUCCCUGGUCCUGGAGCAGCACCGGGCUCGGGCCCCGGAGGGAGCAGCAGAGAUGUCUGACGACCUGCUGGCUUUGGAGGCACAGGACAGCCAGGCUCUGCCGGUGCUGAGAGAGGCCCUUCCAGGAGAGCGUGGGGAUGGGUCACCUGUCCAGGGUGAAGAGUCGUCCUGCAGUCUGCCAUCGAUCCCGACAGACGGCGGGGAAGGGGAGCAGGCGGAACGCGCUGCCCGGCUCACCGGCACGGGAGAACCAGGUCGGGAUAUGGACAAUGACAGCUCCAAAGCCAGUGACAGCCGGGAGGCACCUCUGGAAACCAGCUCUUCGUCGGAUGGAAUAGUCCUUCCCUUCUCCAGGACCGAGACACGGAAGGAGAAAGUAACUGCCAUAAAAUCCAAAGCGUUCUGGGGCGAAUCCGACGACAGCAGCUCCGAGCUCGAGGCCGCCCUGCGCCCGCAGACCCACAGCGCCCAGUCAGACGACUUCGAUGACUUCUAUGCUUGAGGUUCCCUGCUGGCUUCUGGGGAGAAGCAGAAGCGUUGUUUCAGAGCCCACUCACCCUCACAGUGAGUGUGCUGUGGGCUGAAGCACUGCUCGUCACUUUACGGGCAAAGGAAAUGUAAAUACCAAAUAAACAUCACGGGUCCUA